This is a messenger RNA of Racocetra fulgida, 838 nucleotides long. The record is from the annotation of a GenBank genome assembly. Lineage: Eukaryota; Fungi; Glomeromycota; Glomeromycetes; Diversisporales; Gigasporaceae.
AUGCAAGACGAUUUUAUUAAGGAUAUGAGAAAAGGUUCAUCACCAAAUGAAAUUCCAUUAUUAUCCGGUAUAUUUCGACUAUUUUCAAUAAUCGCGCAACAAUUUCAACAAAUUGGUAACGAUGAUGAAGAGCAAAUCAUAAAUUCUCCAGAUUCGUUGCACUUGGGAGAGGUUGAUCAAGAAACAACAAUAGAUAAUUUUCAAGCGGCUGAAAAUUUUACAAUAAAAAAUCCUCCACAAGAAGAAAUACCGCCUAAGGAUCAUAUAAUAUAUAUUCAAAGUUUAGGUGGUGCUAUAGCUUGGGAUUGGGAUCCUGAUGAUUCAUUAUUAAAACAGCAAAUCGUUUUUAUGACGGAUGAGGGUAAAGCUAUUAACUUUAAUAAGCGAUUAGACUCUAUGGUACAAACGAACUAUCCAUUUUUUAUACCUCAAGUUGAAGGAGAUGUACUCUAUGAGGCACCGUUUGGACGACCAGAAACCAUGCCACAUCGACUAGGUUUCCACUCUAAUGGAAAAAAAUAUAAUGAUGGAUUCAGCGGCUAUGAAUACAACCAAGCAUGGGGUAAUGUCGGUGAUACCAUAGGUUGUGGAUACAAUCCUGAUGUUGGGCAUGUAUUUUUCACCAAAAAUGGAUAUUUUCUUGGCAAUGCUUUCAUGGGAAUACGUCAUGUCUGGUUUCCAACUGUCGGAUCAAAUGGAUCAUGCACUAUUAUGACCAACUUUGGAGAUUCUGAGAAUGAAUUUAAGUAUGAAAAUGCACGUGGCUAUGGGCCAGGUGGACCUCUAUUGAUAAGUAGUGAGCAACUGGAAUAUAAAUGGCAGAAUGGCAGUAAUAGAA